Messenger RNA from Lathyrus sativus (Indian pea), 729 nucleotides. Lineage: Eukaryota; Viridiplantae; Streptophyta; Magnoliopsida; Fabales; Fabaceae. The record is from the annotation of a GenBank genome assembly.
AUGGAUGAUAGACCUGCAAAAUUAAAAAUCAUUCCAGAUCACUUUCAAAUUCCAACGUCGAGUAUAGAAUCUCCCGAGAGUGGAAAAUCGUCUACUACUGAAGAACCUGGAAUUGAUCAAUCUGUAAGGCCCUCGCUCCGGCUGUGGACUCCAAGAAAAUUUAGGACAACUUUCAUGUUGAACUUGUUUACUCUACGAAGACUGUCAUGGGGGUCCGAUACUGGAGGUCAGGAAAAGGUUGAGCUUACAGCUGCAGAAGUAGAAUCACUUCGAUCGGAGCUUGCUGAUUUAGAGGAAAGGGAAGCUCACUUGAAAGCUCAGUUGCAACAUAUUGAUGAAGUUCUGCGGUCAGCUCGUCUAUCAGGCUAUUUACACAUUAGAACUAGAUGGUCAGCACUUCCGGGAGAACCUGCACCUAUAGAUGAUACUGAAGUAGAUGAUCGGCUUCCACGCUUUGUCGUUCUACACGGAGCAUGUAUAUUCUUAUAUUUGUUGUGUACAGAUAUAAGUCCUCAGGACUCGACCCUUCUAUCUGAUAUUCUUGAAGUGGGGAGAUUGCCAAGUUUUAAGCACGAAAAUGAUGAUAUUCAACAUGCCUUUUAUAUUUUAACUCGUCAUGGAUAUCGCUAUGAGUGCUCAAGCAAUUCUAAGAUUCAGGUGGACUCUUGGUUAACAGCUUUAGAAAGUUACAGCAAAUUAGAAUCUGAUAGAUCAGUUCCUAAUGGGUAG